Messenger RNA from Camellia sinensis, 757 nucleotides. The record is from RefSeq and is a predicted model, not a curated record. Lineage: Eukaryota; Viridiplantae; Streptophyta; Magnoliopsida; Ericales; Theaceae.
GUUUGACCUCUGAAAAUAUUGACUCUUUCUUUUCUCUGUCACUUUCUCUCUGGUCAGCCCUCCCAUACACUCCAAAAUCCAAAAUCCCCCCGACUUUCUCAUUGCUCGACCAAUAUAAACCACUUCCUUAAUUCUCCAACUAGCAAAAAAAAUCCAAUUCAAUUCCAUCAUUUCAACAAACAACCAAAAAAAAGGAGAGCAAAAAAAUGAGCAGCUCCAACGAAAGCAGCGGCGGCGGAGCAACCACGGCGGAGCAGAAGAAAUACAAGGGAGUCCGGCGGCGGAAAUGGGGAAAAUGGGUGUCGGAAAUCAGAGUUCAGGGAACUCAAGAUCGGCUCUGGCUCGGCUCGUAUUCGACUGUUGAAGCAGCAGCGGUGGCGCAUGACGUGGCGUCGUACUGUCUACGAGGACCUUCCUCGUACAACAACCUAAAUUUUCCAGCGACAUUGCCUGUCGGAGUGAGAACCGACAUGUCGCCGCGAUCGGUACAGAAGGCGGCGUCGGAUGCUGGAAUGGCGGUUGAUGCUCAGUUUGCCAUGAAUCAAACGCAACAGACAAGAUCAUCAUCAUCAUCGAUAGACAGUAGGAGUCGUGAUGAGUCGAAGAAUGUGAUGAACGAAAACAACGUUAAUGAUGGAUGUUUUGGGGUUCGGGAGGGAAGAAUGGUGAGUAGUCAUCAGUUGGAGCAAAGAGAGGAGGCUUUGAACAUUUCUGUUGAAGAUUAUCUAUGACUUGUUUCUUUCCAUCUUAUAUCAUA